AUCUGUCAUGACAAGUUACAGCAGCAGCAGAGUUCGCCAUUUUGGAAGGCAGCUUUGUUCGUACACUACAAAAGUACAGAUAAAACAUCGUUUUUACCUGUUCGUUUUUUGGGGUACAUCAAUCGAUAGAUAAAAUGCGACAGGCAAAGCGAAUGCGUUCCCCUGGCGUUUGGCUCAGUGAGUUCACCUGGGUGGAGAGCCGAAAGCGCCAGAAGCGAGAUGAUUCGAAUAGCAGUGUGAGGGAGAAUAAAUCUCGAAGACGUCAACACCACCUCAAAACAUAUGAAGGGCACUACCUGGAGACCCACAGCCUGAACCAGCAGAGGAUAGAGUCUAAGGACAGGAGGGGCAGAGAAGCCAGCCUGGAGAUGGGCUACGACGAGGACAGCAGGGCUGCCGCCUCCAGGGAUAGAGACAGAGACCGCGAGAGGGAGAAGGACAAGGAGUGGCACCACUACAGCAAGUCAUCCGGGCGGAGCGGCAAGAGUGUCCGCAGUAGCCGCCGAGGGCGGAGACGCAGCCCUUCUCAUCAACGCUCCUCUUACUCGAGGAGCCAUCAUCGCAGGAGCAGGAAAAGAUCCAGGAGUGUUGAGGAUGAUGACGAGGGUCACCUGAUCUAUCACAGGGGAGACAUGCUGAGAGCCAGAUAUGAGAUUGUGUCCACUCUAGGAGAAGGAGCCUUUGGGAAAGUUGUGGAAUGCAUCGAUCACUCGAAAAUUGGUGCUCGCGUGGCACUGAAGAUCAUUAAAAACAUUGACCGCUACCGCGAGGCGGCCAUGGCUGAGGUGGAGGUGCUGGAGCAGAUGAACUCUCUGGACUGUGACCGGAGAUAUGGAUGUGUGAGGAUGCUGGACUGGUUCGACCACCAUGGUCACGUGUGUAUAUCGUUUGAGCUGCUGGGGCUCAGUACCUAUGACUACCUGAAGGAGAACAACUUCCAGCCGUUCCCUGUAGAACACAUCAGAAUCAUGGCCUACCAGAUCAUCCGAGCCGUACGAUUCCUGCAUAAGAACAAGCUGACACACACUGACCUGAAGCCCGAGAACAUUCUGUUUGUGGACUCAGAGUACGACAUCGAGUACAACGCCAAAAUGAAGCGCGACGAGAGGACGUUGAAGAACCCGGACGUGAAGGUGGUUGAUUUUGGCAACGCCACAUAUGAACACAACCACCACACCUCCGUGGUGUCCACACGCCACUACCGAGCUCCAGAGGUCAUUCUGGAUCUGGGCUGGGACCAUGCCUGUGAUGUGUGGAGUCUGGGUUGUAUCCUCAUAGAAUACUACCUGGGAUCAACUCUCUUCCAGACCCAUGACAGUAAAGAACACCUGGCUAUGAUGGAGAGGGUCCUGGGCCCAAUACCGGUACACCUCCUGCAGAAAACCAAGAAGCGGCGGUACGUCCAUCGGUACCAGCUGGACUGGGAUGCACUCAGCUCCUCUGGGAGAUACGUGAGGAAACACUGCAAACCACUCAAGCAAUACAUGAUGGUCCAGAGCUUGGACCACGACCAGCUGUUUGACCUGAUCCGGAAGAUGCUGGAGUACGACCCGGCUAAACGCCUCUCCCUGGACCAGGCUCUCAGACACCCCUUCUUCACCUGCCUACGCAAGGCCACCAAGAAAUGACCUUUAACCCCAGCCUUGACCCCAACCUGACUCUGCCCUGUCAUCGUGACAAUCAUCACAACCGUUGUGGCCGUGACCAUCACCAUGAAAACUAUGAUGAUUGACUAUGAUGACAACUAUGAUGAUUGACGAUCGUCAUGGCCUUACUUUCUGACUCUCCGGGAGAGAUUGUUUACCUCUGGCUGUAUCAGUCCGCCCAUGUGGCUUUGUAGUCCAUUGCUGUCAUGCUAGUUAGUGUUAAUGUAUUAUGAGUUGUAGCAUGUAGUAUCAACCUGGUUCACUGAUGAAGCUGGUGCAUUAUUCUUUGGGCUGUCAGACUUUAAUCAGUUAACUCCAGUUAACUUUGUUUUUUAAUCGUGAUUUAUCGCAUUAUCUGAAAGCUUUCCAAAUAUACUGAAAACAUCCCAAAUACAUAAUCUAUUCAGCUAAAAACAAGUUGACAUUGAGGUUAAAGAAAGUGUAUUUUUUUCAAUUUACCUAAUUGUGCUAACCGUUAGACAAAAUCAAGAUGUCAAUAUUCUCGAAAUGUUUUUGUAUAAAAAAUCUUAAAUUACAGCUUAAUUUGAGCAAAUUCAGAAUUUGCGAUUAAUGGCAAUUAAUCAAAGCAAAUCCUGUAAUUCACUCGAUUACAUUUUAGAAUUGUUUGACAGCCCUAAUUAUUAUAAGUUGUACGUCCCUUUUUUCAGUAUGACUGGAUUUGUAACUUUUGGAAUAUCACUGUAUGUGUACAUUUCUCAAUAAAAACAUCUGAAGUAUGAA
Molecule: messenger RNA, 2387 nt
Organism: Coregonus clupeaformis (lake whitefish)
Lineage: Eukaryota; Metazoa; Chordata; Actinopteri; Salmoniformes; Salmonidae
Gene: clk4a
Product: CDC-like kinase 4a
Exons: 12
Coding region: 135-1628 (497 amino acids)
Biological process (GO): protein phosphorylation; regulation of RNA splicing
Cellular component (GO): nucleus
Molecular function (GO): ATP binding; protein tyrosine kinase activity
Source: RefSeq, a predicted model, not a curated record